This is a messenger RNA of Angiostrongylus costaricensis, 2115 nucleotides long. The record is from the annotation of a GenBank genome assembly. NCBI's taxonomy places the organism in Eukaryota, Metazoa, Nematoda, Chromadorea, Rhabditida, Metastrongylidae.
AUGUCUAAUCAACUCACUGGUCCAAGAGAGCAUGUGGAGGGCAACGAAGCUCACUGGAGCUACAACGAACAUGUUGGUCCCAGCCGUAGUACAGAGUUUGCCGGAAAUCUAGACUUUAGGGAGUAUGUGGUGGCAGAUGGGAACGACUGGUUGCACCCCCUGUCAGACGUUGUGUACGAGGAUGUAUGUCAAUUUCAAGAUCUUCAGGAUAUUAAAAACGUUUGUUCAUGGAUUUUCAGGUUUUUUUCAAAUGUUAUCGUGUUAAUGCAAAAGUGCUCAUUGCAGCAGUUGGACCAUACUGAAGAAAGUGAUUUUCUUCCUGAUGGGGAAGCGUAUCUGGAGCCACAGAGGAUUUUCUUUAAAAGUCUGCAAGUAGUAGCUGAUGAAGCUGUAGUGGAUGUCAUCCCAGAAAAUACUGUACGGCCUCAGCAGUGUUUCUCUUCUUUCCAUCGAGAUUCCCCACAGCAGUGUGUACGGUCAAAUUCCGACCACGUCAGACAGACAGGACGUUCUCGCCAAGUAGAAACAGUUCCGGGUACUAAUGCAGUGCAUUACAUCGUACAAAAUACCUCAUUGACCUUUGAAACAGAGUCGAGUCAUCAUGUGCAGUACGAAGUCGGACCGUCGACACCGUUCAGACGACCAUUAGAUCAAUGCGAAGGUGCACUUCCUCCACAUCAUGUUCCAAUUUUACGGUCAAGUUCGAAAUCGCAACCACGUCGACCAUUACUUUGGGAAUUGGACGAUGAUUCUCUCGCUUAUCCCGUGCAGGAAUAUGAUGAUGAUUGCAAAUAUGAUGGCAUUGAACAAGAAGACUAUGACAACUUUACUGAAGCUCCAGACGGAAACACGGGUGAUCUGUUCGCAGAUGAGUGGCAAGAGCAGUCAAAUUUACGACCGCUGAGAACCAUCCAGCGAUCGUAUUUUCCGCCAAAUCUCUCACCUGCACAGAAGAUGGUAUACCUGCUAGCCAACUAUGAAAAAGCUUAUGCUCGAUACCUUCCAUUUGCAAACAUGGCGCUUCUGGAAUCUGAUACGAGAUAUAGGCCUGUGAAACCAGUCGCCAGUGAUUUGUAUCGCUUUCAUUCUAGAGGAGCUCACAUUCAUGGAUUCUUCCGCACUGUAAUUGAUUCAAGAGAUCGUCCUCAUCUUGAUCAAACUCGGUACAUCCAGGAUAUACAGUUUGGAAAAGUAUUCCCUUUGAAUCCUGACUACGAUCAGUGGGAUGAUAGCAUGCGCAGCGAGUUCCGGCAACUUUCGAAUCGGUUAAUGCAGAUCUUUGAAAGAAAAUGCUUCUAUGCCAAUGCUGGAAAUGGCCAUGGUCGAGCGCCAGUCGUUAGACGUGGACCGAAGCCUACUCAGAAACCUCCACCCGACUAUGCUGAACAGCAAAAAAUUCAAUACGAAGGUGUCCCACGGGGUUUCCGACCAGUGAGAUCUUCCGUUGUGAAUCAGACGAAGUUAUUUACAACACACUCUGCUUCUCAUUCUUCGUUCACCCCUUUACAGUGUCAGGGGCCGGUAUUGCAAGCAUCGACAGAUUCGCAAUCAUUCCUCCGUCGCAAGCCUGAUGAUUUUUGGAGGACAUUGGGCCACAGGAAAUCAGCAGCAUCUGAAACGAUACGUGCGCCUGCUACAGACGUUAUGCGAAGCCUGGAUGUGCUGAUGGAGAAUUCACCGAAUAAUACUACAUCGCGUCACGGAGCACCAACGUCUUAUUACCCUCAAAGUGCUUCUAUUCGAAGGGCGGUUACGCGAACAGUUGGCACAAAUUUAAUAGAUGAUCAGGGAAGUGCUUCUUCUGAACAAACUUUGGAUUGUUUUCCUGUAGAAGGCACGCCUAUAUCCGCUUCUUCAACAGAAGUAGCUGAUAGGAACCAGGUUGCGGUCCGUCAAAUGAAGAAGUGCUCUUGGUCUUUGAUGAGUAAGAGCCAAUCCGAGUAUUCGGAUCAGUAUAACUAUACAAGAAAUGUUCAAGAGAGCGUAGGGUCAAGUGUUACGACCACUCAGAAACCUCUGAAGAAGUUCAGCCUUGUGAGAGAUGAGCAUGGUCGGUUACGUCGACUUAAAAGAUCGCAGGAUGGAACAUUUCUCACAAGAGGCCAACCCUAUUAA